AAGCUGAUUGUGGAGAAGUUUUUGCUAAGGAAAAAAUUUAUUCCUGACCCACAAGGCACAAAUGUGAUGUUCACAUUCUUUGCCCAACACUUCACUCACCAGUUCUUUAAGACAGACCACAAGAAAGGACCUGCCUUCACCAAAGCUCUCGGCCACGGGGUUGAUUUGAACCACAUCUAUGGAGAGACUCUGGAGAGACAGCUUAAACUGAGACUUCUAAAGGAUGGAAAGCUAAAAUACCAGAUGAUUGACGGAGAAAUGUAUCCACCAACGGUGAAGGACACUCAGGCAGAGAUGAUCUACCCUCCUCACGUACCUGAACACUUGCAGUUUUCAGUUGGGCAGGAGGUGUUUGGUUUGGUCCCAGGCUUGAUGAUGUAUGCUACAAUAUGGCUGAGGGAACACAAUCGGGUCUGUGACGUCCUGAAACAGGAGCAUCCAGAGUGGGAUGAUGAGCAGCUGUUCCAAACCACUAGACUCAUACUGAUAGGAGAGACAAUCAAGAUCGUUAUUGAGGACUAUGUACAACAUUUGAGUGGCUACCACUUCAAACUCAAGUUUGAUCCUGAGCUGCUGUUCAACCAGAGAUUCCAGUACCAGAACCGAAUUGCAGCCGAAUUCAAUACUCUCUACCACUGGCACCCGCUUCUGCCUGACACUUUCCAGAUACACAACCAGGAGUACACUUUCCAGCAGUUUCUCUACAACAACUCCAUCAUGCUGGAACAUGGCCUUUCCCAUAUGGUGAAGUCUUUCUCCAAGCAAAGUGCUGGUAGGGUUGCUGGGGGGAAGAAUGUUCCUGCUGCAGUACAGAAAGUAGCAAAGGCUUCAAUUGACCAAAGCAGACAGAUGAGAUACCAGUCCUUGAAUGAGUACAGGAAACGCUUCAUGCUGAAACCGUUCAGAUCAUUCGAAGAACUUACAGGAGAAAAAGAAAUGGCAGCUGAACUGGAGGAGCUUUAUGGAGACAUUGAUGCUAUGGAGCUGUAUCCAGGCCUCCUUGUAGAAAAGCCACGACCAGGUGCAAUCUUUGGUGAAACAAUGGUGGAGAUUGGAGCACCGUUCUCUUUGAAGGGACUGAUGGGCAAUGCUAUCUGCUCCCCGGAGUACUGGAAGCCUAGCACCUUUGGUGGAAAGCUGGGCUUUGAAAUAGUCAAUACUGCCUCCUUACAGAAGCUCAUCUGCAACAAUGUGAAGGGCUGUCCUUUCACUGCUUUCCACAUCUUAAAUCCUGAGCCCACGGAGGCAACUAUUAAUGUUAGUACCUCAAAAACAGCAAUGGAAGAUAUCAACCCCACACUACUACUGAAAGAGCGAUCUGCUGAGUUGUAAAACAUCCCUCUAUUUAUUUAUUUAUUUAUUCUAUUUAUGGCUUAAAGUGUUUUUAAAAAAAAAA
Messenger RNA from Eurypyga helias (sunbittern), 1396 nucleotides. It is a transcript of the gene PTGS2, whose product is annotated as prostaglandin-endoperoxide synthase 2 (prostaglandin G/H synthase and cyclooxygenase). The record is from RefSeq and is a predicted model, not a curated record. Gene Ontology annotation, cellular component: cytoplasm; neuron projection. The transcript has 6 exons. Gene Ontology annotation, biological process: response to oxidative stress; cyclooxygenase pathway. Gene Ontology annotation, molecular function: peroxidase activity; prostaglandin-endoperoxide synthase activity; oxidoreductase activity, acting on single donors with incorporation of molecular oxygen, incorporation of two atoms of oxygen. Lineage: Eukaryota; Metazoa; Chordata; Aves; Eurypygiformes; Eurypygidae. The annotation marks the transcript as partial.